UAAUACAAAAACAAAACAAUCAGAAAAUUUUUAUUUAAUGCCGCAGUAUAUUAUUGAACAUACGAUGACUAAUGAAGCAAGCUCACUAGAGACUCAUUUAAACUCAAUAUCAGUGGUAGAGGUGUACGAUUUAGCCAGUGAAAUCGGUAGAGAAUGUGAAAGAAUCAUCGAAGAAUAUGGAACAGCAUCGGUAUCAAACCUAAUACCUAAAGUAAUAAAUGCCCUAGAAAAACUAGAAAAACUUGCAUCACAAAAUGAACGUGAAAAUUCGUUGCUCGAAGAUCUAAACAAUAGAAUUCAAUGUUUGGAAACAGAAAAAAAUGAAAAGGCCGAAUAUCGUAAACGUUUUGAAAAGGAAUUAGAAUCUAUCGAAGAGCAAUGGCGAAGUGAGUCACGUGAGCUUUUGACGCUUGUCAACCGACUACAAGAUGAAAAUCGACGUAUGCAGAAACAAAUCGCCACAACUCCAACAGGUAUAAUUUCAGAGAGUCCGUCGAUACCAUCACCCAGUCACCAAACAAAUGAGGCACAAAUUGUUCAAUCAUUAACACUCCAACUUGAAAAGCACCGUGAUGAAUUAAAAACAAAGGAUCGUGAAAUUAUCGAACAAAGUACAGAACUGGAUCAACUAACGGUGCAGUUGGAUCGGUUAAAAAAUGCAGGACGUGAGUCACGUAAACGCCAAAAAAUUCUUCAAAUGCAAAUACGAACAUUGUGUGAAGAACGUGCUGAUUUUUUGGCUCAAAUGCAGGAUCAACAUCGAGAAAUUGUUACUUUAAAGCAACGACUUGGAAUUGCGGAGAAAGAAAAUGAAGACUUAAUUUGUGGAAAAGAGGAAGACGAUAAGCCUAGAUUUACGACAGCAGAAUUAAAAGAGGUACUGUCUGAAAGAAAUGAAUUAAAACACAGAAUCAAUGACUUGGAAGAAGAAUUAGCAGCAUGUAAACCUUUUUCUGAUAAAAACGAAUCGGUAGCAUUCAUUCCUAAUGAAGAAGAGGAGGAUGGAGAUCGCCCAGUGCAAGUAUGUUUACGUGGCCCCCUGCCUUGUGACCCAGAUGACGCCCCUUGGAAAAAAACAGAUUCUGACACUGGAAUAAGGAAAUUCUUCAGAAAACUAUUUUCUGAGGGAAGCACCGUUGGUUCCGGUGAAUCGUUUUCCCGACGGUCUUUUUCACAAUUGUCGAAAAUGGCUUUGUCCUCUGGCUCUCAUGGAGAUAUGAACAUGUAAAACAUUUAUCAACUUAUUAAUAUCUCAUAAUCACUAUGAAAGUAUUUGGAGCUGGAAGCCAAGUAUUUUCAUAGUAAGAAAAUUCAUGUUAGGUACUACACUAACGGUAUAAACUUAACUAAAAACCAUAUACUUUGUUUUAGAAAAAAACGUUAGAGUUGAAUAUAUUAAUCAAAUGAACAUUGAAAAACUGUUACACAAAUUUAAAAAAAACUGAACACUUAUAUAUCUAGAUUGAAAUGUUUAACAUUUUCAAAACUUUUGAAUUAAUUUUAAUCUACUAGUCAUAUAUCAUAUAUCCUUCAAUAAAGAACAAUAUAGAUUACAUUAAUAAUAAUUAUUUAUAUAAAUAUUCAAAUGAGAAUCAAUACACAUACAGUUUAAUUUAAAAAUAUCCGUAUUCAAUAUUAUAUAUUUUGUUAGUCAAUAAUGUAUGUAUGUAUUCAAUCGUUCUCGCAAUCGAAAAUUUGUAAACAUUAAAACAUUAUCAAAGAAACAAGAAUAUCACAUUUCCUCGGAAACCUUAUGUUAAGAUUGAGCUUCCAAUGCGAAUUUUAAAACUAUUUUUAUUUUUUUUUUGCGCAGAUGUAAUAAAUUUAAAAGACUAAAAAUUAAUAAUGGAAAGUUUUGAUUCAAUAUAAAUAACAUUAUUCUACAAUAAAAUUAAAAAUCAAUUUUAUUGUAAACACAGAUCGAUUAUAUUUUAAGGGAAACAUUCAUAGUUUUAGCUUGUUUCAUCCUUCUUUUUAUUUGAUUUAUAAUAAUUAAGUAUCAAAAUUCCACUAAUGAAAUGAUACACUUAUCAGAAAUUGUUAAAAGAGGGUCGUUCCAUUUUUAAGCGUCUUUCCGAAGAUCAAAAAAAGAAAUGAGAAAUUCCAUUCUAACAAAUACCAAAUCUUUUU
Culicoides brevitarsis is the source of this 2130-nucleotide messenger RNA. RefSeq names its product RILP-like protein homolog (gene Rilpl). The transcript is spliced from 4 exons. The record is from RefSeq and is a predicted model, not a curated record. Lineage: Eukaryota; Metazoa; Arthropoda; Insecta; Diptera; Ceratopogonidae. Gene Ontology annotation, molecular function: protein dimerization activity. Bases 38 to 1228 code for a protein of 396 amino acids.